This is a messenger RNA of Mesocestoides corti, 672 nucleotides long. NCBI's taxonomy places the organism in Eukaryota, Metazoa, Platyhelminthes, Cestoda, Cyclophyllidea, Mesocestoididae. The record is from the annotation of a GenBank genome assembly.
AUGUGUGAAAAGUUACAUCGCGGGGAGGGGGGCGGGUGGGUGGCGGAAACACCAAAAUCGCAGUUGUGGGACAGCUCAGUUUACCUGGAAAAGACGCGAACCGCGGACUUGCGGAAUACGUCGGACGUGCGACCCCUGUCGGGUGAUGGAACGGAACAACAAUGGCUUCAGUAUUUGAACAACCGAACAGACCUAUUCAGUGAAAAGUCUCCACAAAAUGGAAGGCACUUUGACCGUGCUGGGGUCCGUCUUGGGCUUCCAAGGCGGUGUUUUUUUCUUGAGCGGACAGGAACGAACGCCCUGGCUCAGACCCAUGAGGCUCAUGCCUUCUCAUUCAUGCUGUCAAUGUGGCAGGAAACAUGUGUCGACGCCUUCUUGGCUGUGACCGAUCGAGCCCUACAGACACUAACCAGUGAAACAUGGGUCAAUAGCGGUUGCACUGGUGCUGCUGCUGCUCCCGCCACUGGUGUUGAUGCUGCUGCGGCAGGCGCCGAUGCACUUGCUAACGCUGCUGCUGCUAAUUCCGCUAGUGCUGCUACCCCUGGGACUGGUGUUGAUGGUCCCGCCACUGAUGUUGAUGCUGCUGCGGCAGGCGCUGAUGCACUUGCUAACGCUGCUGCUGCUUCCGCUAGCGCCGCUACCCCUGAGACUGGUGUUGACGAUCCCGCCUGA